CCAGCCAGACAGACACUCAUUCGCGUUUAUACCUUCGUCGACAAUCAAAGUACGCGGAGUAAUUGACUAAAAUAAAUACUUUUAACAAGUAAAAAAAUAAUUCGAAAAAAAGCCAACAAACAGUGUAAGAAAAACACUCUUGAAGCAAUAACAACAAAUUACAAAAUAAGAUAAAACAGUAACAGUAAAUACGAAUAAAUAGUAGAAUAGUACGUACGGUAUGUACAGUGUGAAUAAUACGCAAACAAAAAAAAAAACUAAGUAAAUAAAAAAAUAAAAAAAAAAUACGCAAAAAUUUUAAAACAAACGGCCAGCAGCAGCUGUUUUUCAUGAGGAGUACAAAACGAAUCCGAAUAACUUAAAAAAAUAACAAAAACUAUGUAUGUUUUCGAAUAAAACAGCAACAACAAUAACAAAAGCAUUGAAGCGGAAAUUAAACAAAACAAACAAAAACUACAACAAAAAAAAGCAAGCAGCAGCAUUUAGUUACGUUUUUCAUUUCAACUGGAAGCUUGUUUGAUUCACUGUUUGUUGUAUUAAACUAAACAACAAAAACAAAACAAUUUUAUUAUGAAGCUACAUGAGACGACACAACUGAUAAUACGGAUUGAAAAAUAAAGAAGAAAAUAACAAUAAUGAAAUGUUGAAAUAAAAAUAAUAUAAGAAAUUGUGAAAAAAAAUAAGUGAAUGAAAGAGAGUAAACAAAUAAACAACAAAAGUGCUUUAAAUAAUUAGCACAAAAUUAAAUUAUAUACUACAGAACCAACAACAGGUAAUACUACAAACAGCAAAAACAACAAAUUCAAAGAUAAAAGCCGAAAGAUGAUAAAUAAAUUAAACAAAAUCAAAAAUUCAACAUAAACAAAAAUUACCAAAAUGUGAUUAACCAAAAAUAAAUAAAAACAAUUUCUGUGAAAAGGUGAAUAAUUAUUUCAUUAAUUAAAUACAAAUUAGUAAAAAAUAAUAAUAUUAAAAAAUAAAAAAAAAUAAAACAAUGUCUUCAAGUUUAACCGAAAAUUUAAAACUUGAAAUUUUUCAAACACAAAAAGAGCUGCAACUGGUCAAUAAUAAUAGUUCAACGGAUUUGGAACAGCAACAAAAAGUUGCAGAAACCAAAACAACGAAAUCGUCUUUAGCAACAAAAAGUUUUGACAACUCGCGUUCUUCCGAUAGCGGCAAAAGCAGCAGUUGCAGUCCCAUUUUAUUGGACUGCAGCUUCGAUAGUGGCAUUGCAGGCGUUCUACUGGAUAGCAACGAAAUGCAACUACACAAGCGUAUACAACAAUGUCAGUGUAUACUAUUAGCAUUGGAACGUGAUCGAGAAUAUUUUUUUACAAUAAGAAACCGAUUAAGCAAAAUCACCAAUAGAAAAAAGAAGCAAUCCAAUGAAAAUGAAUUCUUUUGCAAUGUCUGCUGUGCAGAAAUUGAUCCAGAAGAUGAUAAAACAUUUGUAAAAUGCUAUAUCUGUCAAAAAUAUAUUUGUCGCAGUAUUAAAUGUGCAGAUUGGCUGCCAAAAACUGCUGAAUGGGAAUGCGAGCUGUGUCAAACAUCCAAAGAAUCUCUGGCUCAAACUUCAUCAUGGGUGGCUGAUCAGAUAUCAUUUCAUCAAGAGAAAUUAAUACAUCCGCCAAGAGCCAGAAGUGAAAUUUACAUUCCCAUAAGUGAAUGUAAUGACAGUUCUAUACAUUUUGAAAGUGUUAGUCAAAUUGGUGCUAAUUCUGCUACGAUAACAGCUGAGCAAAAACUCAAAAUACGAGAAUAUGUCGAAGAAGUUGUCGCCAAAUUAUUGGGAGGUAAUUUGGAUACGAUCGCUGUCAAUCAAUUGUCAAAAAGUGAAAAUUAUCUUAACUUGUUUCACAAGUAUCACUCAAAAUUGAGUAAUAUUUUAAUAAAUCUGGAAAAUGUUUUAACAUUUUACACACACAAUCAUGGCGAUUUACCUGAUCCCAAAAAUGACCUCAGUCACAAUGGAAUAUCUGGAGAAUCAGUACGUAUCAGAGCAAGCAAUAAUGAUUUCACAGACAUUUCUGAGACGCGUUUGCGUCAGAUGAUACAAAAAAUUAUUGCGGAAACAAUUAGUUUACCACCGUUAUCAAAAAGUCAUGCUGUAUCGGAAAUUGCACUCGAUAGACGCAGCAAAGCGAGCGAUAAUAGACCAUUGGCCAACGGUUGUUAUCCAAGACAUCGUACAGAGCAUUAUUUUGAACCGACAAUAUAUCAAGAUCUACUAGCAACGGCUGUCUUGAAUAAGAUUGUGGAUAAACAAUUAAAUAAUAAUCAUGAGAUUACUGAAACUGAUACCGGUGGUGGUGGCGGAGAUGAAGAAGGUGAAGAUGUGAAUGAUAAUAUUAGGCUUGCAGAAUCAGAUCAAAACUUUAACAUUGAAAAAUUAUCGACCACAUCUGGAAGUUCUGUAGAGCCUCGAAGUGAUUGCAGUUAUCCAGAAGCGGAACAAUUACUCAACACCAAUGAUGACAAAUCUUCAGAAUUGAUUCGAAACUCUGAUCGGGACUCGGUAAUGAGUGAUUAUUUGGCUUCUCACUUAAUACCUUUACCCGAUUUAAACGCAAUAGCUACAGAAUCGGAAGAAGAAGAUUACAUGUCGGUAACGUCUAGUGCCAUUGGUGAUGGUACUUGGGAGACAAAUUGGUUGUUUAAAAAGAAGAAAUCGGGCUUAGGUAGCUCUGUUACUACAAAUAGUGUUGGCAUGUUAGUGCCGGACCCGAAAGAAGAUGUACGUGCCCAAAUAGGUGAUAAAACUGCUGAUGAAGUUAGUGAUUUGUCCGAACUUGGAUCGGAUACUGAUGAUUCACUGGAUAGUUUGCGAUCAAAAUUAGAACCGAUCAAUGAUCGCCUGGCAAACAAACAUUUAAUAGGCGGCCAAAACAAUAAAAUGGUAUUGGAUGAACUUAUUGAACGCAGCAGUAUGAUAUCCAAUACGUUGCAAAGCAAUCAGGAUAUUUUGGAUGCAUGUAACGAACAUGUUAUCGAUGCUCCAACAAAAACUGAAGCCAUAAAUGAUAAUGUAACUCAACAAGACAUUACACUGGAGCAAAAUGGUCCUAACCUUAGAGGGGCCUUAUGUUCAGUUGUACUCGAAGACCAGAACAGCAACUCAUUAGCGGCCAGCGACGAUACUUCUGAAUCUGAUGGGUGUAUUGGUUUUAGUGCCAUAGAAAUCAUAGAACCUACCCCAGAUACACCUUCAGUUGUUGAAAUUUUAGCUGCUAUGGCUUUAGGUCCCAUGCUGGCUGUUCCGACACUUGAUCAGCCAGCAACAUUAACUGUUUCAGACUUUAAUGUUUUUACUGAUUUAAAGGAAUUGGCCUUAGCAGAAAUUAAAGCACGCUCAUUGGAAUUAACUCCUCGUAAUUUGGAUGUAAUUCCAGAAGAAACGGUGGAUGUUAUAAAUCAAACCGAUAAUGUUAUUGAUUCUAAAAAUAUGACAACUUUAGAUGAAACUGAGCUCAGUGAAAAUGAAACGAUCGUAAAUUCACCUGAAUUAUCCUCAUCAAUUUCUGAACUAAAUCAACAAAAUUCACCUGAAACUAAAGAAUCCUCAAGCGGCAAAUCAACCAACGAAAUCAUUUCGCAUCUUGCAACAUUAACGAGCACAAAAUUUAUUUCCGGUAAUUCGCAUUUAAACAUUGAUGAAAAUACUGAUACAGAACUAUUGCCUACUGAAGAAAUCCUCUCAUCUGAUAAAGAAAGAACAAAUGAACAAAUGUUGACGGAAACACAGUCGGAGAGAUGUGACAAAGAUAUUUCUGAUUCCCCCAAACACGAAAUAUUAUCGUCGGAUUUAGAAUCUAAUGACCAUGCCAAUGCUGAAAUGCACACUAAUAAUGAUAAUCUAAGUGAAUGUUUGCAAUCCAAUAAAGAUCCAACACAACAAGGUGAUGUGAUUAGGAAACAAGAAUCAUCUGAAAUGCAACUGCAAGAUGAUUCAGACUCUAAAAACACAGAAGAUAAUUCAAACCCACCAAUUCCUUUAGAUGAACCGUCCAAAACUGAAGACAAUACACCGAAAGAAUAUUCCAAGGAACUCGAUAAAACAACACCGAAUUUUGAAAACAAAACAGAGGAAACUCUAUCAAACGAAUCAAUCAAUGAAGCAGCAAUACACACCGAACAUAAUGAAAAAGCUCCGGAAGAACAAUCUUCCGAUGGCAGUUCUAAAAUUCAAGAAUCAAAUGAAAGUUUAAGUGAAGAAGUACAAUCAUCUGAAAUACAACUAAAAAUCGAAUCUAAACAUGAAGAUAAUAUUUUAGCACCUGCAGAAAAUAUUUCUAUAGGGCAGUCUUCUGAACCACAUACCUAUCAAAGUGCUUCUGAAGAACCAUUAUCUACAGAAUCCUUUUCGCAAUCCCAAACGAUUGAUGAUAUAUCGGAUAAAAAUUCAAAAGUAUUUGACGAAACUAAUUUUAAUGAAGAAAAUACCCCUGAAACACAGACUGAACAAAAUGUAAACUCUUCCGAAGAACAGUCAGCUGAAAAGCCACAAGAAAGUGAAGUAAUUAAUAAACAAGAAUUAGAUUCUCCAUACGACGAAACUACAGCCGAGAGUACACACAUCAAAGAGGAAUCCACAGCUGAAUGUCAUAUUUCAAAAGAUGAUGCAAAAAUACUCCAGAUAUUCUUUGAAACACAUACUGAACCAAAUAAAACAAUUUUAGAAGAACAAUUGUCCGGGAUACCAAUUGAAUGUAACAACUCAGAUUCUACAAAAAGUGAAACUAUACCAUCGUGUACAGAAAGUUUAAAAACAUUUGACGAUACCGCUACUAAUGAACUGUCUGCUAUAACACAAACUGAACAAAAUGUUAAACCUACGGAAGAACUAAUUGGUUCAAAUAUCCCACCAGAUUGUAUAUCAAAUUUUUCUAAUACAGAAUUUGUAUCUACAUGUGCAGAAUCCAGCGUGGAAACCAAAACUGAAAAUAAUAUAUCAACCAAUUCAGAAGUUCUCGUCGAAUCAAUUUCUCAAGAACAUUACGAAAGUAAUGAAACGUUUUUGGAGGAACAAUCAUCUAUAGCAUCCAAUUUACAAUCCAAAUCUGAAGAUAACGUAUCAACUGAAAUUUUAAAAGUGCUCGAUGAAACAACUUCUAAAGUACAGCCAAUGAAGACUAAUUCAGAUUCACCGAUUAGUGAAGCUUCAUCCUCUUGUACAGAAUUCAAAGUCGAGUCCAAUACAGAAAAUGAAACAAUUUCUAGAGAAAAAAUAUCAUUGACACAGUCGGAAGAAAAGAUACCAACUGAAAGUAAUUUAGAUUCUCUGAACAAUGAAACUGGAUCCGAGGGUACAGAAAUCAAAGUGGAAUUAGAAACUAAUGAUAAUAUAUCAAAAGAAACUGCAAAACCACUCAACGAGAUAGACUUAAAUAAGCAGUCCCUUGAAACAUUGAGUGACCAAAAUAUAAUAUCUUCGGAGGAAAAUUCAAGUGAUAUUGCAGAAAAAAAAAUUAUAGAUUCUUCGAACAGUACAGCUAAAUCUGAGUGCACAGAAUUAAAAAUUCAGUUCAACACUGAAGAUAAUUUAUCAUAUUCGGAGGAACAAUCAUCAGAUAUGACACUGGAAAGUAAAUCAGUUUCACCGAAUACAAAAGUAACAUCCAAUACAGAAUGUGAUAUAUUAAUAGGAAACUCAAAAUUACUUGACGAAACAAUUUGUAUAGAGAAGUCUGAGGCACAGACGGAAGAAGAAACACUGGAAAGCAAACCAGGUUCACCGAAUACAGUCACAUCCAAUACAGAAUGUGAUAUAUUAAUUGAAAACUCAAAAGAAGAGAAGUCUGAGGCACAGACGGAAGUAGAGAUAACAACUGAACGUAACUUAGAUUCUUCGAGCCAUGAAACCAUAUUCGAGGUUACAGAUAUCAAAGUGGAAUCAGAAACUGAUGAUAAUAUAUCAAAAGAAACUGCAAACCCACUCAAGGAGAUAGACUUAAAUAAGCAGUCCUCCAAUCCUUCGAACAAUGAAACCGGAUCCGAGGUUAUAGAAGCUUCUGAAACACAGAAUGAACAAAACGUAAUUUCUUCGGAGGAAAAAUCAUCUGAUAUCGCAGUUAAAAAUAAUUCAGAUUCAUCCAGUGAAGAUCCAUCCGCGUGUAGAGAAUUCAAAGUCGAAUGCGAAGCAAAUGAUGAUAUAAUAACUGAAAAGUCAAAAGGACUUCAUGAAACAAUAUCAAGGGAAGGGUCUUCUGAGGCACAGACAGAAGAAAAUAUUACAACUGAAAGUAAUUCAGAUCGUACGAACCAUGAAACCGGAUCCGAGGUUGUAGAAAUCAAAGUGAAAUCAGAAGCUGAUGAUAAUAUAUCAAAUGAAAAUUUAGCCCCACUCAAUGAGAUAGCUUUAAAUAAACAGUCUUCUGAAACACAGAAUGAGCAGAAUGUAAUAUCUCCAGAGGAAAAAUCAUCUGAAAAAUCUGAGUGUACUGAACUAAAAAUUCAAUUCAACAUUGAAGAUAAUAUACCAAACGAAAAUUCAGAAAUAUCUGACUAUAGAAAUUCUCAAGAACAAUUAUCUACAGAAUCCAAUUUUACCACUGAAAUUGAUGAUAGUGUAACAAAUAAAAAUUCGACAGUACUUGACAAAACAAUUUGUAAAGAGCAGUGCUUCGAAACUCAGACCGAACAAAAUAUAACAUGUUCGGAAGAACAUUCGUCAGAUAUGCCACUAGAUAGUAGUUUAGAUUCACCAAACAGUAAAGAUCCUUCCGCGUUUACAGAAUUUAAAGUCGCAUCCAAUACAGAAUGUGAUAUAUUAAUUAAAAACUCAAAAGGAAUUGAUGAAAUAGUUUCUAAAGAGAAGUCUGAGGCACAGACGCAAGAAAAGAUAACCACUGAAAGUAAUUUAGAUUCUGUGAACAUUGAAACCGUAUCCGAUGUUACAGAAAUCACAGUGGAACUAGAGACUAACGAUAUUAUAUCAAAUGAAAAUUUAAUCCGUCUCAAUGAGAUAGUUUUAAAGGUACAGUUCUCUGAAACGCAGACUGAACAAAAUUUAAUAUCUUCGGAGAAAAUACCAUCAAAUAUACCAAUGGAAAGUAAUUCUGAUUCACCGAAAGAUGAAGAUAAGUCUGAGUUUACUGAAUCAAACAGUCUGUUUAAAAGUGAUAAUAACAUUCCAAACGAAAAUUCUAACGUAUCGAACGAAACAAUAUCUCAAGAACGAUCCUCUGAAACACAGACUGAACAAAAUGAAAGAAUUUCGGGAGAACUAGAUAAUUGUUCAGAAUCUAAUUUGAAAACCAAAAUUGAUGAUAAUGUUAUAAAUGAAAAUUUAAAAGUUCUCGUCGAAACAAUUUCAAAAGAGCAGUGCUUUGAAACUCAGACCGAGCAAGACAUAACAUUUGCCGAGGAACAAUCAUCAAAUAUUGCAGAAUCACAAAACAGUGAAGCUGUUUCCAAUACUGAGGAAAAUAUAGCAAACGUAAAUUCAAAAGCAUUUGAUGAAAGAAUUUCUGAAGUGAACUCUUCGGAAUCACACGCUGAAGAAAAUAAAACAACUGAUAUACCAGUGAACACUAAUUUAAAUCCUCCAGAUAAUAAAGCCCCAACCGAUUCUACAGAAAUUACUGUAGAAUCAGAAACUGAUGAUAACAUAUCAAAUGAAAUUCCGAAACCACUUAACGAAAUAAUUUCUAAAGAGCAGUGCCUAGAAAGACAAACUGAACAAAUUGUGGAAAAAUCAUCCGAUAUAGCUCUGGAAAGUAAUUCAGAUUCAAUAAAAAAUGAAGCAGAACUCACGUGUCCAGAACUCAUCGUCGAAUCGAAAUCAAAUGAAAAUUUAAAAGUACUCGAUGAAACAAUUUCUCAAGAACAAUUCUCUGAAACAAAAACGGGAAACAUUGAAAAAGUUUUAGAAAAAGAUUUAUUUACUGAAUGUCAAGUGCAAUCCGACAAUUUAAAAGCUCUUGACGACGAAACAAUUUCUCAAGAACAAUACUUUGAAACAAAGAUCGAUCAAAAUGAAACAGUUUUGAAAGAACAAUUAUCUGCAGAAUCCAAUUUACAAUCUAAAACAAACUCAAAUAUAUGUGACAAAAUAGUUUGUCAUGAACAACACUCGGAAAUACAAAGCGAAAUAGUUUCGGAACAACAAUUAUCGACGGAAUCCGAUGUGAACACAAAACCUAAUGAUAAUAUAUCAAAUGAAAAUGCAGAAGCACCCAUCGAAACAACUUGUAAAGAUCAGUCCUUUAAAACACAAAUUGAACAAAAUACAGUAUCUUCGGAAGAACAGUCGUGUGAUUUACCACCCGAAUGUGAUUCAGAAUUCAAAGCCGAAUCCAAUACUAAAGAUGAUGUAUCAAAUGAAAAUUCUAAAACAGAUGAAAUAAUUUUAAUAGAGCAGUCCACUGAAACACAGUCUAAUCAAAAUGUUAUAUCCUCGGAGGAAAAAUCAUCCGAUUUAGCAUUAGAUAAUAAAUCUGAUUCUCCGAACAAUGGAACCGAAUCCGCAGUUUCCAAAACUGAAGUUAAAAUACAGAUUGAAGAAAAUGUAACAUCAUUUGAGAAACAAUCGUGUGAAAUACCACUGGAAAGUAAUUCGGAAUCUUUAUUUAUUGAAGCUGUAUCUGCAUGUACAGAAUCCAUAGUUGAAUCCUAUAAUACAAAUGAUAUAUCAAGUGAAAUACAUGACGAAAACAUUUCUGAAGAACAAUCUUCAAUUAUAAAAGUUGUACCUGCAUUUACAGAAUCUAUAGUUGAAUCCAAUACCACAGAUGAUAUAUCAAAUGAAAUACAUGACGAAAACAUUUCUGAAGAACAUUCUUCUGAGUCGAAGGAAAAUACAGCAACUGGUAUUCCUCUGGAAAGUAAUUCUGAUUCUGCAAACAAUGAAUUUACAUCCGAGAUCCGAGAAAUCAAAGUAGAAUCAAAUAUUGAUGAUUGCAUUUCAAAUGAAAAUUCAAAACCUCCCAGCGAAAUAAAUUUGAUACAGCAGUCCUCUGUACCACUGGCUGAAGGAAAGGAUGAAGCUCUAGUGGAUAAUCUAAAUUCUACAAAAAGUGCAGAUUUAAACAUCGCAUCCGGAACUGAACAUAAUAUAUCAAAUGAAAAUUUUAAAGUAAUGAACGAUACAAUUUCUGAAGAACAAUCACCAGACACACAGACUGAACGAAAUGAAGCUGUUUUGGAAGAACAUGUUUGUACUGAAUCCAAUUUACAAUCCAAAACUGAAGAUAUCGUUUUAAAUGAAAAUUUAAAAGCACUCAAUGAAACAAUUUCCAAAGAGCAGAGCCAUAAAACACUGACUGAAACCACUGUAAAAUCUUCAGAGGAACCAUCAUCUGAUAUCUCACUUAAAAGUACUUCAGAUUUACCCAGCUUCACUCCAUCAAAUGAAAAUUCAAAAUACCUUGAAGAAAUCAUUUCUGAAGAACGUUAUUCUGAAGACUCUGCAAAUACAACCACUAAUAUUCCAAUGGAAAAUAAUUCAGAUUCUACGAACAAUGAAGCUCCGUCCCAGGUUACAGAAAUAAAAGUGGAAUCUAAAACUGAUAAUAACAUAUCAAAUGAAAUGUCUAAACAGUUCAAUGCAAUAAUUUUAACAAAAGAGCCCCUUGAAACACAGACUGAACAAAUGGAGGAAAAAUCUCCCGAUACAGCCCUGGUAUGUAAUUCAGAUGGUAUAAAAAAUGAUGCAGUGCCCACGUGUUCAAAAAUCAUCGAAUCGAAAACUGAAAACAUAUCAAAUGAAAAUUUUGAAAUAGAAUCAGUAGUGGAAGCCAAAACUGAAACUAAUGUAUUAUUCGAAGAUUCAAAAGUACUCAACGAAGAACAAUCUUCUGAAACACAGGCCGAACCAAAUGAAACAGUUUUAAAAGAACAAUUAUCUACGCAAUCCGAUUUACAAUCAAAAAUUGAAAAUGACCUAUCAAAUGAAAAUGUAAAAGAACUUGACGAACCUAUUUCCAAGGAGCAGAGCCUACAAUCUGAACCCACUGCUUUAUCUUCAGAGGAAAAAUCAGUGAACGAAAAUUCUGACGCACAGACAAUAAAAAAUACAAUAAGUAAUAUUCCACUGGAAAGCAAUUUAGAUUCUAUGGAAAAUGAAGUAACAGAAAUUAAAGUGGAAUUUAACACUUAUGAUAGUAUAACAAAUGAAAGUUCAGAAGCACUAAACAUUUUAACAGAGUCACCUAAGAUACAGACUGAACAAAAUAUAUUAUGUUCGGAGGAAAAAUCUGCAGUGGGCAUGGAAAGUAAUUCAGCAGUACCCUCUUGUACAGAAACCAUAAUUGAAACCAAAAUUGUAAAUAAUAUAUCAAACGAAAACUCAAAUAUACUUGAUGAAACAAUUUCUCGAGAACAAUUAACAGACACACAGACUGAACAAAAUGAAUCAGUUUCGGAAGAACAUUUAUGUACUGAAUCUAAUUUACAAUACAAAACUGAAGAAGCCAUUUCAAAUGAAAAUUUAAAAGCAUUCGACAAAGCAAUUUCCGAAGAGCAAAACCACCAAACACACACAGAACCAAUUGCAAUAUCUUCAGAAGAACAAUCAUCUGAUAUUCCACUUAAAAGUAAUUCAGAUUUACCGAAUAUUGAAAAUUCAAAAGAAAUCAUUUCUGAAGAGCUGUUUUCUGAAGCUUGUGCAAAUACUGAUAUUCCACAGGAAAAUAAUUCAGAUUCUAAGAACAAGGAAGCUGCAUCCCAGGUUACAGAAAUCAAACUAGAAUCUAAACAAAAUGAACAAAUUGAGGAAAAAUCACCCGAUGUAGUACCCACGUGUUCAGAACUCAUCGUCGAUUCGAAAUCUGAAAACAAUGCAUCAAAUGAAAAUUUGAAUGUUCUUGACGAGACGGUUUCUCAAGAACAAUUCUCCGAAAUAAAAGAACGAAUUGAAACAGUUGCAGAAGAAGAAUUACCCGAAAAAGACAAUAUACAAUCUAAAACUGAUGACGAAAAUAUAAAAGAACUCGACGAAACAAUUUCUCUGGAACAUUCCUCUGAAACACAGACCAAAGAAACUGAAACAGUUUUGAAAGAACAAUUAUCUACAGAAUCCAAUAUACAAUCUAAGACUGAAGACAACGUAUCAAAUGAAAGUUUUAAAGUACUCGACGAAAAUAUUUCUGAAGAGCAGAUCCCUAAAACACUAACUGAACAAAACGCAACAUCUUCGGAGGAUAGAUUAUGUGAUAUCCUACAGGAAAGUCAUGUUGAUUCACCGAAUAAUGAAGUUCCAAUCUCUUCUUCUGAAGUACAAACAACUGAUAAUGCACUGGAAAGUAAUUCAGAUUCUACAAACAAUGAAGUUGCAGAAAUCAAUACAGGAUCUAUAUCUGAUGAUAAUGUAUCUAAUAAAAAUUCAAAACCACUCAACGAAAUAAUUUUAACAGAGCAGUCGCCUGAAACACAUAUUAGCCCAAAUGUAAUAUCUUUGGAGGAAAAACCAUCUGAUAUAGCAUUGGAGAGUAAUUCAGAUUCUACAAAAAGGGAAGAAGUACUCGAGCGUACAGAACCCAUAGUGGAACACAAAGCUGAAAAUAAUAUUUCAGACGAAAAUUCAAAUAUACUCGACGAUACAAUUUCUCAACAACAAUACUCUGAAACAAACACACAACAAAACAAUUCGGUUUCGGAAGAACAAUUAUAUACUCAAUCCAAUUUAAAAUCUAGAACUGAAGAUAACGAAACGAAUGAAAAUUUAAAAGCCUAUGACGAAAUAAUUUGUAAAGAGCAGGCCACUGACACACAGACUUUAAAAAGUACAAUAUUUUUAGGGGAACAGUCAUCUGAUAUUCCAUUAGAAAGUAACACAGAUUCACUGAAUAUUGAAGCCGCUCCAGCGUGUACAGAAUUCAAAGUUGAAUCCAAAACAUCAAAUGAAAAUUUAAAAUGUCUUGACGAAACAAUUUCUGAAGAGAAGUUUUCUGAGGCAAAUGAAAAUUCAAAAGUACCAAUCGAAACGAUUUCUCAAGAGCAAUCCUAUGAAUCGAAGAUCGAACACGAUGAAACAUUUACGGAAGAUCAAUUAUCUGCUGAAUCUAAUGUACUGGAAAGUAACUUAGAUUCUAUAACAAAUGAAUCUCCAAUCCCGUGUAGAGAAUCAAUAGAAGAAAAAUCAUUUGAUAUACUGAACAUUAUUUCAGAAUCUUCGAAUAUGGAUGCUGUAUCCAAGUCCAAAGUGGAUUCUAAAUCUAAAGAUAAUUUACCAAAUGCAGUAAUCGAUGAACAAUCUUCUAAAACACGUGGCAAAAAUGAAAAGGUUUCAGAAGAAUUAUUAUCUACAACAGUUUCUCAAGAAGUGACUUCUGAAACGCGAACUGAAAAUACUGUAACAUUUUUGAGUGAACAUUCCUCUGAUAUAGCGCUUGAAUCUAAUUCAAAUUUACUGAACACUGAAACUGUAUCCGAAUCUAAAACUGAAGAUAAUAUUGCAGACGAAAAUUCGAAAAUACUCCCCGAAAAAAAUUCUCAAGAAAAUUCCUCUGAAACACACAUCGAACAAAUUAAAACAGUUGUAGAAGAACAAUUAUCUACAGAACACAAUUUGCAGUUAAAGACUGACGAUCAAUUGAUAUCACAUGAGAAUUUAAGAGAACUUGGCGAUAAAACAAGUCCAAAAGAACAGAUUUUUGAAACACUAAUAGAUAAAAAUGAAACACUUUCAACAGAAGAAUCAACUAAAAAACAAAUUGAUAUCAGUUUAGAUACCUCUCCAGAAUCAAAUUUGCAAUCCAAAAUUGAAGAUAGUAAAAUAGAUGAGUAUUCAAUAGAACCCAAAGAAAAAACUUGUAAAGAGCAAGCCGAACAAAAUGAAAGGUCUUCGGUAGAACACUUAUCUGAUAUACAAAUGCAUUGUAUUUCUGAACUUACAAAUAGUGAACCCCCAUCUGCAUGUUCAGAAUCUAUAACGGAAGUGCUCGAUAAAAUUAAUUCUGAUUUAGAGUCGGGGUUAAAUGAAAAAAAUUCUGCAGAACAAACAUCUGAAAUAACAGUGGAUAUUAAUUUAGAUUCUACGAAGAGUAACGAUUUUAGUGUUUCUUCAGAAUCCAACGUACAAAUCAAAACUGAAGAUAAUAUAUCAAAUGAAACGAAGUCGGAUCAAAACGAAAUAAUUUCGGAGGAACAUUCAUCAAAUAUACGAUUGGAAAAUAAUAUAGUUAAUGUAGAUGUGUCUACACGUGUAGAGUCGGAGCAAAACGAAAAAAAUUCAGAAGAACAUUCAUCAAAUAUACGAUUGGCAAAUAAUUUAGACAAUGUAGAUGUGUCUACUUGUGUAGAGUCCAAUACAGAAUCCAAAAAUGUGGAUAAUAUCUCAAAUGAAAGUUCAACUGAAAUCGACGUUACAAUUUGCAAGCCGACCAAAAUAUCACACAGUUCGACAAAAGAAUAUUCUGAAAUGCCAAUAGAGUCUAAUAUGGAAUCCAAAAUGGAAAAUAAUGAACAGACAGAACAAAUUUCUGAAUUACCACUUGAGGAACAAAAUGAAAUUGUAUCAAAAGAAAAACCAUUAGAAAUACUACAGGACGAUAAUAUAAACAAUUUGAAAAAUGAAGUUGAAUGUUCUCAAUCCAAUAUGGAAUCCACCGUUGAAUACCCACAUUCGAACGCAUUCGGAGAUACAAUUUCUAAUGAGCAGUUAAAACAAAGUGAAAUAGUAACAAAAGACCAGUCUGUUUUACAAUUGCAAAACCAGGAAGAUUUAAAACACAAAGCAGAAAAUUUAGAAGUAAUUGAAGAAACAAUUUCGACGGAACCAUCAGCGGAAAUGCCACAGCCUCAAAAAGCUAUAACUUUAGAAUUAAAUUUCAAAUCAAAAACAGAAGACAGUGACUCAGAUAUACAAAAAACACUAAACGAAACAAUAUCUUCGGAAUUACAGAUAAAAACAAACAUUCAUUUGACAAAACAAAAAUCCUCUGAAAUAAAACAGGAAGAAAUAUCAGGCUUAAAUUCUGAGGAUAUCAUUUCAAAUAAAGAUUUAAGAUUAUUUGACGAGGGAAUUCCUGAAGUAAUUAUAACAAAACAAUCAUCAGAAACACCACAACAAAAAAAUUCGGACUCUACAAAUGGUGAAUCUUUAUCCCCUAACGAUAAAUCAACACUCGUAAUUUCAUGUGAAACUGAUGCAACAGCAGAACAAAAUAAAAUAGUUUUAAUAGAAAUUGUUUGUACAAAAGAAUCGUCUGAAAAAGUGCUUGAUAAUAAUUCAGACUGUACAAUAUUUAAAACAUUAUCAGUUUCUUCAGAAUCCUAUCAGCAAAACAAAAUUGAAGAUAACGCAUCAAAUGAAAAUUUAAGGAAUCUCGAUGAAAUAAUUCCAAAAGGGCUUUCAUCUGAAACAUGUAUAGAAGAAAAUAAAGCGGUUGUGGAAAAGCAAUCAUCUGAAAUACCUGGAGAAGAUAAUUUAGAAUGUACUUCCACUGAAGUUCUUUCUGUGUGUUUAGAAACUAAUGUACAAUUAAAAGUCGAAGAUAAUAUAUCAAAUGUAAAUUCUCAAGUUCUUACCGAUAAUAGUUCUAAAGACCAAAUUGUUUUCAAACAGCAAUCAUCUGAAAUACAUGGCAACUCAGACUCUACGCACAAUGAAUCAUUGUGUGCGUGUUUCGAAAGUAAAUCUCAGUGCAAAUCUGAUGAUGAAUUAGUACAAGAAAACUCCGAUCAAAAUGUUUUACUGGGAUGUUUUCCUAGAGUUUUGUGUCCUUGCCUCGAACCUAAUAAGCAAUCCAAAACAUAUGAGGAUACAUCAAUAUGUAAACAUAUAAUAGGUGAAACUAGGCAGAAUGAAGUUACUUUGAAACAAGAGUCAUCUGAAAUACCUUUAGAAGUUAUUUCAAACUCCAAACAAUGUUUGGAAUCGUGUGUACCCACAAUUGAGAACAAAUCUUCAGCAAAUAAUGACAAAUUGCCUCCGAAUUCGGAGGCAAAAACUGAAGACAAUUCUACGGAAGAAGAUUCAGCUGAUAUACAGCUACAGAAUAAUGACCAAUAUAUGGAAGAAAACUCUGCUUUAUCCCUAAUUUCAGAAUCAAAAACUGACGACAAUUCAGCUGGAAAACAUUCAUUCAUAGUUACUGAAACUGUUGAGAAGAAAAAUUCUUCUAACAACGAUGCUUUGUGUCCUCAUUCAGAAUCAACAACUGAAGAUAAUUCAGCCGAAGAGCAUUCAUUGAUAGUCACUGGAACUUUUGGUAAUGAACAGCCCAAAACUGAACAAGAAUAUUUUUUAUCUGCAAAUUCAGAAGCAAAAACUGAUUAUAAUUCAGUAGAAGAAAUUUCAAUUACACUCAAUGAAAAUAUCGGGAAUGAACAGACCAAUAAUGAGGAAGAAUCUUCAUCAAAAAAUAAAGCUUUAUGUAAAACCUCAGAAGUAAUAAGUGAAAUCAAUUCAGUGGAAGAGCAUUCAACUACACUCACUGAAUCUGUCGGGAACGAGCAGGCCAAAAUUGAGGAAAAAACUUAUUCGCAAAAUGACGCUUUAUCCCCAAAUUCAGAAACAAAGGCCGACGACAGUUCAGCGGUAGAGAAUUCAACUAUACUCACUGAAACUGUUAAGAAUGAACAGCCCAACUUUGAGAAGAACACUUUUUCCCAAAAUUACGCUAUGACUGAAGACAAUUUAGCGGAAGGAUAUUCAAUUGUACUCGAUGAAACAAUUGUGAAGGAAAGUCCAGUUGAAGUACAUCUGCAACAGAAUGAAAUUGUUUCAAAAGAACAUAAGGUGGAAAGCAUCUCUAAUAAAACCUUGUCUGAAAAUAAAAAGUCUAACGCGCAAUCUGAAACUGUAGAAAAUAUAUUAGAUAAACAUUCAAAAACACCAGAUGAGAUAAAUUCCAAUGAAGAAUCUGGCGAAAUAGAGUCAACUCAAAUUAUAAUACUUUCAAGUGAACAAACAGCUGAAAUAGCGCCAAAUAUUAUUUCAAACACCAAAGAUAUAUUAGAAGAAGUUGGCAAAUCGCCUGUGCCUCCAAUCCUAUCGGAAGCAUCAGAAGCUAAAAGUACUACACUGGUACCAGAUGUACGUGAUAAACCAGUGGAACUUGCAGUUUCACUAGAUGAUUCCCCUACAAUAUCUAGACAAACUACCGUUGUAAAAAUUGAAAACGAAGAUAAAGUUGAGGAGGUCAAUAAUAAAGCAGCAGAUUCAAUAGUAUCUGCCACCAAUCAACCACCAGGUAACCACAAUAUAACAAAGAAACUUCAACGACAGUGUAGAGUGGAAGACACAACACCGAGUUUUGAAGAUGUAAGUCCACAAUCAUUGCCACAGACAACGCCACCGAGCACUUUGGCUGGCUUAUGCCAAAAAUUCAUCCAUGACAAACAUCUUUUGAAUGCGCUUGAAAACCGACGACGUCGAACCCUACUCAUGCAUAGAUUUUUAAGUACCCUUGAUUUGUCAAAUUCCACUGAUGAUAGUAUGGAGGAAGCUAACAAAGUCCAUACUGAGGUACUAGUUACAGAAAAUCCAGUAGUUUGUGAAAGCUUUACACUUUCUCAUGAUCACGACAGUGAUUAUGAAGACUGUAGUGAUUCGUUUAUUUUCGAAAUAAACGAUCUCGAUAAGAUUUCAUAUAAUUUCAUUAAUAAUAUUCUCUUCUCAGAUCAAUUAAGUCAUGAUUCCAAACCAUCUGCUGAUAGUCGAACUAACACUAUUGAGGAAUAUAUUGAUAAUGAAAAUGAUGAAAAGGAUAUUUUAGCUUUUAAUUUUAACAACAAUUCUACUACUAACCCAACUACUACUAUUAUUACUACUACUCCUCCUACUAAUUUAUCCACAGAAAUUAGAUCUAAGGCAUAUACUACUAAUAAUCCUAAUAAUAAGACUAACAAUCAUAAGCAACCGAUCACUAUCAUAAGUGAUGAUCCUACAAGAACUACAACUAACCAGAAGCAUCAAUAUGAUCUACUAACAAGCGCAGUUCAAAAUAAAGAAACUUCUAACUCUAAUUCACAAUGUGUUCAGCAAUUCAUUAACAAUGAUCAAGUAAACCUAGAAAUACUAACAGAUGAUAAUGGUCAUAAUGGUAUUCAUGUCGGUGUUGAUGAUGGUGCCAAUAGAGAUGAAGAAGAAGAUGAUGAUGUGGCUAUUUUGCGACAUUUUGUACCAGGUUCUAUAGCAGAACGUGAAUACAAAAAAUGGUAUAAUGCUGUCGAAAUGCCAAAUAAUCCAUAUGCUCCCGAAGCUCUGAAAAGACGUAUCAGUGGUAGCCAAGAACGCUUCAUCGAUUUACCAAAUAUAAGUCCAACAAACGAUCUUAAUACUUUGGAAUUAUUAAAUAAUCAGAAACUAGAUGAAGAUGAAAACACGACCCGUGAAAGUGAUUAUAAAAGGUAUAGUCGAGAUUACUACAUCAAUGGCAGUCUAACAACGCCGCAAACAUCACCAGCAAGAGAUGUUUCUGCACGUGAAACUAAGGAUAUCCGAGAGACCAGACCCUCAACAUCCACCUCCUAUUAUAACCACUUUAACAAUCUCAGUAACGACGACAAUGAGGACGAAGAUGAUAAUUUAGAUUUACAUUCCCAGCGCUCAUGGAAGAGUAGUUCUGCACUUAAUUCCAAACGUAGAACCGUUAGUAUGUUAAGUUUAUUUAGUGCUGAUAGCAGUAGAUCUAGUAAUAUGUCACGCAAUAAUUACAAAGAUGCUAAUGUUUUGACUCAAUUUGAAAAGCAAUUGCUACAUAAAGAUUUGAAGCGCAACAGUUUUAGGGCUGUAUCAGCAACAACCAAAGAUUUCGUACUAAAUCCCCUAUACGAAAAGGAUCAAUUUUUCAAUGGUGACAAAGCUCUAAAGCUAUCCAUAGUUAAACCCCAGCAAAGUUCUCAACAAACCAAUCGGCACGAAGAGCCUGCUGGGGACUCCGGUGUUGACAGUUGUUUCCCCAAUGAAUCGAAACACUAUGACAAUACCUUGCUAUUUUAGUUGAAUGUCAUUGGAAAUAAAAUACUGGCUAUCUUAGCACUUUCUAAAUCUCAAUUCAUGCAAUUCAAUUUCAAAUUUGCCAUAAACAAUAGAAUUAUGUUUUGUUUUAAACAUGAAUUAUAUAGCUUUAAUUAAAAUCCUAACAAAGAUGAAAGUACUUUAAAGUAAAUGAUCACAAAGCCUUAUGUUUGCAAGGGUAUCAAUUAGACGCCUAUUGUAAACGACUUCAAACAAUAACAUUAAUCGACGUGUGUUAUUACGAGUACAUAUUUCUUAAAAUAUACAAUUUUAUUUAAUUAAACUAGUUGCACAUAGAUACAUAUAAUUAAGUAUAAUUGAUAUCCUUACUAAAUAUACUUACAUACUUAUACAUACUAUUUAUUUAGUUACUAGUCAAAUGCACACUUUUAUUUAAAUACCCAAAAGUAACUACAAUCCAAUAAUUACAUACAUAAAAUAUUUGCCAAUGUAGCUAAAAAUUAGUGCCAUGCUCUUGAACUUAACGAUUCUUAUAAGUCGUAAACAAAAGAAAAACAAAUUCUAAAUAAGAGAACUAAGUUCUUUCUGUUUUUACGAACAAAUAUUAGAAACAUGUUGCAGUUGUAUCAACUUUCUUUAAUUUACACUUAAAGAAAAAAAGUCAUAUUUCUUCGUUAUAAUAUUAAGUAAAUAUAUCGCCAACAUGUUUUUAAUAUUUUAAAAUUUUUAUUUAACACUUCAUUAUUAUUAUAACUAUUCUAGUUUUUGCUUUUAAUUUGAUCGUUAAUUUGAAAUAAAGGUUUGAAUUUCACAAAGAAACAAAUGUUUUUAGUAAAAUUUUUACAUAAUUAUUUAACAUUAUACAUAUGUAUAAACAGAAUCGGUAAAAACACACACACCCAAAUGAAUUGAAAAUAUGUAAAAUUUUAAGGUAAGUAAAUACACGGAUACAUGACUGAUAUGUAUGUAUGUGUGUAAGCAAAUGUAAUUAAAAUCAAUGCUACUAAUUUAAAAUUUUUUCUUAAAUUAAUAUGGUUUGUAUUAAACUUUCUACAAUUAUAGUCUCAAAGUUAACAAAAAAAUAUGCUAAAAUUUUACUAACAGCAUUUGUUUCGUAGUUUUAGAAUAUCACUAUAAUUUUCAACUAAUUCUAUUACAUUAUUUAACUAACACCAAACAUAACACCUUUUUCAUUAAAUGUAUUUACAAAUCACCUUUGAAAUAUGUGAAAUUUUUAAACAUGUUUAUUUCUACUAAAACAAUAAUUAUUACAAUUUUAAGGAUUCUUAAAACAUUUUAAAAUUUGGAAGCUCUUUUAACUUAAGUUCUUAACUUCUUCUUUGAAGUAUACAUACAUAUACAAAUUUGAAAUGUAAUUUAAUUCUUAAUAACAUUUCUAAAUUCCAGCUUGGAACUUGAUUUUUGAAUUUUAUCAGCAACAUUUUGUAAUUUUGAAGUUUUUACGAUUUGUCUAUACAUAUUAAAUAUUAAUCACUAAAAAAGUUAAAAAAAAAUAGGUUAUGAAUAAUGCAGUAUUUUGUUUAAAAUAGAAAACAAAUCUAUUAAGCAUUUCAGUUAUUUUACACCAUAAUUAAGCUUAAUUUGCAAUAGAAUAAAGGCAAUGGGAAGCUUACAGAACAGACCAAUUUAUCUUACAGUUCUUGACACAUUUACCUUAUAAUUUAUUUAGCUUUUUACGCAAUAAUAACUCUGAUUUAAUAAAAUCGUUUUAACUUUAUAUUUUUGCCCAAAAAAAAAAA
Molecule: messenger RNA, 19623 nt
Organism: Lucilia sericata (common green bottle fly)
Lineage: Eukaryota; Metazoa; Arthropoda; Insecta; Diptera; Calliphoridae
Gene: M7BP
Product: titin
Exons: 14
Coding region: 995-17884 (5629 amino acids)
Source: RefSeq, a predicted model, not a curated record